AUGGACCCCAAACCCGCUCUCGUUCAAGGCCCCACAGAGCCAGCCUUGUGGUUUGAAACACUGGGAAACUUCAUCGACAAACAAGCUGCUCAGUAUGAGGAUCGAAUUAUUGCAAAGGCAAUGCUAGAGAUGGGACUACGCAAGGGGGAUUGUGUUGGAAUCAUGGCAGGGAACUGUUAUCAGUAUAUUGAGGUCUUCCUCGGUGGUGGGCGCAUUGGAUGCCCUGUUGUUGUUCUGAACAAUACCUAUAUUCCAGGGGAAUUAAUGAGCGCUGUGCAAAAGAGCUCUUGCAAAUUGGUUUUUGUUGCCUCUGAUAUUGGUUCGCGAAGUCUCUCAGCCCAUAUCACAGCGCUUCGUGGUGAUGGAUCGACAAACCCUGCUCUGCCAGAACUUCGCCGGGUUGUCAACCUUGAGAAUAAGGACCCAAGUAACACUGGAGUCGAAAUGCAGUCGUACACCGAGUUCACCUCUGGCGCUCAAUCUGUCUUCAUGAAAGACUCAAUGCUCCUCCGCGCAGAGAAGUCCGUGAAGCCGGAUGAUGUCCUCAACCUACAGUUCACCUCCGGAACCACUGGCUCUCCCAAAGCUGCCAUGCUAAGCCACAUUAACCUCCUCAACAACGCCCGCUUCGUCGGCAACGCAAUGCGUCUCACCCCAGCAGACAUAAUCUGCUGCCCCCCACCUCUAUUCCAUUGCUUUGGUUUAGUCUUAGGCUUCCUCUCUUCCUUCGUACACGGCAGCUCAAUAAUAUUCCCAUCGGACUCCUUCGACGUCCACAAAGUCGUUUCAGCAAUCCUCUCCGAAAACGCAACCGUCCUUCUCGGCGUUCCGACGAUGUACGUUUCGGAGCUAGAGGCCCUUUCAAAAAGCGGACAGCGUCCCCAGCAUCUGAGGACGGGUCUUGCAUCGGGCUCGGUUGUUUCGCAAGGUCUUAUGAAUCAGCUUAGAGAGGAGAUGGGCGUACAGAAGAUGUUGAUCGCGUAUGGCAUGACCGAAACCAGUCCAGUUACAUUCAUUACCUCUAUUGAGGAUGGGGAUGAGAAGGGGACAACGACCGUGGGUAGAGUCCUGCCGCAUACGGGUGCCAAGGUUAUUGGGAAGGGGGGCGAGGUUCUUCGGAGAGGGCAGAGGGGAGAGUUGUGUACUAGUGGAUUCGCGUUGCAGAAGGGGUAUUGGAGGAAUGAGGAGAAGACAAGGGAAGUUAUGAGGGUGGAUGGGGAUGGAGCUUUGUGGAUGCACACUGGGGAUGAGGCUUUUAUUGAUAAUGAUGGGUAUGCCCAUAUUACGGGGAGGAUCAAGGAUUUCAUUAUUCGGGGCGGAGAAAAUAUCUUUCCGAGAGAGAUCGAAGAACGACUCAUGUUGCAUCCUUUUAUCAGCGAAGCUAGUGUGGUUGGAAUCAAGGAUGAAAGAUACGGCGAGGUUGUUGGGUGCUUUUUGAAAAUGGCUGAAGGGUGUUCCAAGAUCCCUGAUACAGAGGUGAAACAGUGGGUAGGUGAGAAGCUUGGUCGACACAAGACGCCACAGUAUACAUUCUGGAUUGGAGAUCAAAAUGUGGGAAGCGAUUUCCCAAAGACUGGGAGCGGGAAACAUCAGAAGCACAUCCUGCGGGACCUUGGAAAUCGGCUAGUGCAGAGGGAUACAGCGAGAGCAAAGCUAUAG
This is a messenger RNA of Penicillium mononematosum, 1659 nucleotides long. RefSeq lists its product as uncharacterized. The transcript has 6 exons. The record is from RefSeq and is a predicted model, not a curated record. NCBI's taxonomy places the organism in Eukaryota, Fungi, Ascomycota, Eurotiomycetes, Eurotiales, Aspergillaceae. The coding region runs from base 1 to 1659 and encodes 552 amino acids. Gene Ontology annotation, biological process: fatty acid metabolic process. Gene Ontology annotation, molecular function: medium-chain fatty acid-CoA ligase activity.